Messenger RNA from Symsagittifera roscoffensis, 11943 nucleotides. Its product is annotated as mucin-19-like. Bases 1 to 11943 code for a protein of 3980 amino acids. Lineage: Eukaryota; Metazoa; Xenacoelomorpha; Acoela; Convolutidae. The transcript has a single exon. The record is from RefSeq and is a predicted model, not a curated record.
AUGAGCGACGAUCAUUUGGCAUAUUGUGGUUUUGGGAAGAAAGCGAUCAAACCUUCCACUACUUUAAAAGAAUACCGACUUAAAUCUGGCUGUCCUGAGGGUUCUGAGGGUUAUGAUAUCGACAUGUGUUUGGCCAUAGCCGAUCCUGAUAUGCCACGCAUUCUUCCCAGAGACAGAGGCGCUCCCAUCUAUUUUUUGACCGCUUCGGACAGAAAAGCUGAGUGUCUUUAUGCAAUUUUGGGAAAGAAUGACGAAGAAACUGGGUACUCGCGAUCAUGGUUAUCGCAAAACGUAACAGAGAGCGCAGUCAAACGCUGGAUAGACAAUGAAAUACAGAAGCUGCAGCGCACGACAACCUCCGGCACGACAACCGAGGGGUAUACUAGUGCAACCACUAGUGAACUGACAAGUUCGGAGAUCUCCAGCACUACCUCAGCCACAGCACCUGUGGUUACGACUAGUACUACUACUCCUGAAAUAACGACGUCAGAAGCCUCCAGCACUACCUCAGCCACAUCACCUGUGGUUACGACUAGUACUACUACCCCUGAAAUAACGACGUCAGAAGCCUCCAGCACUACCUCAGCCACAGCACCUCUGGUUACGACUAGUACUACUACUCCUGAAACAACGACGUCAGAAGCCUCCAGCACUACCUCAGCCACAUCACCUGUGGUUACGACUAGUACUACUACCCCUGAAAUAACGACGUCAGAAGCCUCCAGCACUACCUCAGCGAUAGCACCUCUGGUUACGACUAGUACUACUACUCCUGAAAUAACGACGUCAGAAGCCUCCAGCACUACCUCAGCCACAUCACCUGUGGUUACGACUAGUACUACUACCCCUGAAAUAACGACGUCAGAAGCCUCCAGCACUACCUCAGCCACAGCACCUGUGGUUACGACUAGUACUACUACUCCUGAAAUAACGACGUCAGAAGCCUCCAGCACUACCUCAGCCACAUCACCUGUGGUUACGACUAGUACUACUACCCCUGAAAUAACGACGUCAGAAGUCUCCAGCACUACCUCAGCCACAGCACCUCUGGUUACGACUAGUACUACUACUUCUGAAAUAACGACGUCAGAAGCCUCCAGCACUACCUCAGCCACAUCACCUGUGGUUACGACUAGUACUACUACCCCUGAAAUAACGACGUCAGAAGCCUCCAGCACUACCUCAGCGACAGCACCUCUGGUUACGACUAGUACUACUACUCCUGAAAUAACGACGUCAGAAGCCUCCAGCACUACCUCAGCCACAUCACCUGUGGUUACGACUAGUACUACUACCCCUGAAAUAACGACGUCAGAAGCCUCCAGCACUACCUCAGCCACAGCACCUCUGGUUACGACUAGUACUACUACUCCUGAAAUAACGACGUCAGAAGCCUCCAGCACUACCUCAGCCACAUCACCUGUGGUUACGACUAGUACUACUACUCCUGAAAUAACGACGUCAGAAGCCUCCAGCACUACCUCAGCCACAGCACCUCUGGUUACGAUUAGUACUACUACCCCUGAAAUAACGACGUCAGAAGCCUCCAGCACUACCUCAGCCACAUCACCUGUGGUUACGACUAGUACUACUACCCCUGAAAUAACGACGUCAGAAGCCUCCAGCACUACCUCAGCCACAGCACCUCUGGUUACGACUAGUACUACUACUCCUGAAAUAACGACGUCAGAAGCCUCCAGCACUACCUCAGCCACAUCACCUGUGGUUACGACUAGUACUACUACUCCUGAAAUAACGACGUCAGAGGCCUCCAGCAGUACCUCAGCUACAGCACCUCUGGUUACGACUAGUACUACUACUCCUGAAAUAACGACGUCAGAAGCCUCCAGCACUACCUCAGCCACAUCACCUGUGGUUACGACUAGUACUACUACCCCUGAAAUAACGACGUCAGAAGCCUCCAGCACUACCUCAGCCACAUCACCUGUGGUUACGACUAGUACUACUACCCCUGAAAUAACGACGUCAGAAGCCUCCAGCACUACCUCAGCCACAGCACCUCUGAUUACGACUAGUACUACUACUCCUGAAAUAACGACGUCAGAAGCCUCCAGCACUACCUCAGCCACAUCACCUGUGGUUACGACUAGUACUACUACCCCUGAAAUAACGACGUCAGAAGUCUCCAGCACUACCUCAGCCACAGCACCUCUGGUUACGACUAGUACUACUACUCCUGAAAUAACGACGUCAGAAGCCUCCAGCACUACCUCAGCCACAUCACCUGUGGUUACGACUAGUACUACUACUCCUGAAAUAACGACGUCAGAAGCCUCCAGCACUACCUCAGCCACAGCAUCUCUGGUUACGACUAGUACUACUACUCCUGAAAUAACGACGUCAGAAGCCUCCAGCACUACCUCAGCCACAUCACCUGUGGUUACGACUAGUACUACUACCCCUGAAAUAACGACGUCAGAAGCCUCCAGCACUACCUCAGCCACAGCACCUCUGGUUACGACUAGUACUACUACUCCUGAAAUAACGACGUCAGAAGCCUCCAGCACUACCUCAGCCACAUCACCUGUGGUUACGACUAGUACUACUACCCCUGAAAUAACGACGUCAGAAGCCUCCAGCACUACCUCAGCUACAGCACCUGUGGUUGCGACUAGUACUACUACUCCUGAAAUAACGACGUCAGAAGCCUCCAGCACUACCUCAGCCACAGCACCUGUUGUUACGACAGGUACUUCUACUCCUGAAAUAACGACGUCAGAAGCCUCCAGCACUACCUCAGCCACAGCACCUGUGGUUACGGCUAGUACUACUACUCCUGAAAUAACGACGUCAGAAGCCUCCAGGACUACCUCAGCCACAGCAUCUGUGGCUACGACUAGUACUACUACUCCUGAAAUAACGACGUCAGAAGCCUCCAGCACUACCUCAGCCACAGCACCUGUGGUUACGGCUAGUACUACUACUCCUGAAAUAACGACGUCAGAAGCCUCCAGCACUACCUCAGCCACAGCACCUGUGGUUACGACUAUUACUACUACUCCUGAAAUAACGACGUCAGAAGCCUCCAGCACUACCUCAGCCACAGCACCUGUUGUUACGACUGGUAGUCCUGCUCCUGAAAUAACGACGUCAGAAGCCUCCAGCACUACCUCAGCCACAGCACCUGUCAUUACGACUAGUACUACUACUCCCGAAAUAACGACGUCAGAAGCCUCCAGCACUACCUCAGCCACAGCACCUGUGGUUACGACUAGUACUACUACUCCUGAAAUAACGACGUCAGAAGCCUCCAGUACUACAUCAGCAACAGCACCUGAUGUUACGACUGGUACUUUUAUUCCUGAAAUAACGACGUCAGAAGUCUACAGCACUACCUCAGCCACAUCACCUGUGGUUACGACUAGUACUACUACUCCUGAAAUAACGACGUCAGAAGCCUCCAGCACUACCUCAGCCACGGCACCUGUUGUUACGACUGGUACUCCUACUCCUGAAAUAACGACGUCAGAAGAUUCCAGGACUACCUCAGCGACAGCACCUGUGAUUACGACUAGUACUACUACUCCCGAAAUAACGACGUCAGAAGCCUCCAGCACUACCUCAGCCACAGCACCUGUUGUUACGACUGGUACUCCUACUACUGAAAUAACGACGUCAGAAGCCUCCAGCACUACCUCAGCCACAGCACCUGUGAUUACGACUGGUACUUCUACUCCUGAAAUAAGGACAUCAGAAGCCUCCAGCACUACCUCAGCCACAGCACCUGUGAUUACGACUAGUGCUACUACUCCCGAAAUAACGACGUCAGAAGCCUCCAGCACUACCUCAGCCACAGCACCUGUGGUUACGACUAGUACUACUACUCCUGAAAUAACGACGUCAGAAGCCUCCAGCACUACCUCAGCCACAUCACCUGUCAUUACGACUAGUACUACUACUCCCGAAAUAACGACGUCAGAAGCCUCCAGCACUACCUCAGCCACAGCACCUGUGGUUACGACUAGUACUACUUCUCCUGAAAUAACGACGCCAGAAGCCUCCAGGACUACCUCAGCUGCAGCACCUGUGGUUACGACUAGUACUACUACUCCUGAAAUAACGACGUCAGAAGCCUCCAGCACUACCUCAGCCACAGCACCUGUUGUUACGAUUGGUACUUCUACUCCUGAAAUAACGACGUCAGAAGCCUCCAGCACUACCUCAGUCAUAGCAACUGUGGUUACGGCUAGUACUACUACUCCUGAAAUAACGACGUCAGAAGCCUCCAGCAGUACCUCAGCCACAGCAACUCUGGUUACGACUAGUACUACUACUCCUGAAACAACGACGUCAGAAGCCUCCAGCACAACCUCAGCCACAUCACCUGUGGUUACGACUAGUACUACCACCCCUGAAAUAACGACGUCAGAAGUCUCCAGCACUACCUCAGCUACAGCACCUGCGGUUACGACUAGUACUACUACUGAAAUAACGACGUCAGAAGCCUCCAGCACUACCUCAGCCACAGCACCUGUUGUUACGACAGGUACUUCUACUCCUGAAAUAACGACGUCAGAAGCCUCCAGCACUACCUCAGCCACAGCACCUGUGGUUACGUCUAGUACUACUACUCCUGAAAUAACGACGUCAGAAGCCUCCAGCACUACCUCAGCCACAUCACCUGUUGUUACGAUUGGUACUUCUACUCCUGAAAUAACGACGUCAGAAGCCUCCAGCAGUACCUCAGCCACAGCACCUCUGGUUAUGACUAGUACUACUACUCCUGAAAUAACGACGUCAGAAGCCUCCAGCACUACCUCAGCCACAUCACCUGUGGUUACGACUAGUACUACUACCACUGAAAUGACGACGUCAGAAGCCUCCAGCACUACCUCAGCUACAGCACCUGUGGUUACGACUAGUACUAAUACUCCUGAAAUAACGACGUCAGAAGCCUCCAGCACUACCUCAGCCACAGCACCUGUUGUUACGACAGGUACUUCUACUCCUGAAAUAACGACGUCAGAAGCCUCCAGCACUACCUCAGCCACAGCAACUGUGGUUACGGCUAGUACUACUACUCCUGAAAUAACGACGUCAGAAGCCUCCAGGACUACCUCAGCCACAGCAUCUGUGGUUACGACUAGUACUACUACUCCUGAAAUAACGACGUCAGAAGCCUCCAGCACUACCUCAGCCACAGCACCUGUUGUUACGACUGGUACUUCUACUCCUGAAAUAACGACGUCAGAAGCCUCCAGCACUACCUCAGCCACAGCACCUGUGGUUACGUCUAGUACUACUACUCCUGAAAUAACGACGUCAGAAGCCUCCAGCACUACCUCAGCCACAUCACCUGUUGUUACGAUUGGUACUUCUACUCCUGAAAUAACGACGUCAGAAGCCUCCAGCAGUACCUCAGCCACAGCACCUCUGGUUAUGACUAGUACUACUACUCCUGAAAUAACGACGUCAGAAGCCUCCAGCACUACCUCAGCCACAUCACCUGUGGUUACGACUAGUACUACUACCACUGAAAUGACGACGUCAGAAGCCUCCAGCACUACCUCAGCUACAGCACCUGUGGUUACGACUAGUACUAAUACUCCUGAAAUAACGACGUCAGAAGCCUCCAGCACUACCUCAGCCACAGCACCUGUUGUUACGACAGGUACUUCUACUCCUGAAAUAACGACGUCAGAAGCCUCCAGCACUACCUCAGCCACAGCAACUGUGGUUACGGCUAGUACUACUACUCCUGAAAUAACGACGUCAGAAGCCUCCAGGACUACCUCAGCCACAGCAUCUGUGGUUACGACUAGUACUACUACUCCUGAAAUAACGACGUCAGAAGCCUCCAGCACUACCUCAGCCACAGCACCUGUUGUUACGACUGGUACUUCUACUCCUGAAAAAACGACAUCAGAAGCCUCCAGCACUACCUCAGCCACAGCACCUGUGGUUACGACUAGUACUACUACUCCUGAAAUAACGAUGUCAGAAGCCUCCAGCACUACCUCAGCCACAGCACCUGUUGUCACGACUGGUACUCCUAGUCCUGAAUUAACGACGUCAGAAGCCUCCAGCACUACCUCAGCCACAGCAUCUGUCAUUACGACUAGUACUACUACUCCCGAAAUAACGACGUCAGAAGCCUCCAGCACUACCUCAGCCACAGCACCUGUGAUUACGACUGGUACUACUACUCCUGAAAUAACGACAAGCGAAGCCUCCAGUACUACUUCAGCCAAAGCACCUGUGGUUACGACUAGUACUUACACUCAUGAAAUAACGACGUCAGAAGCUUCCAGCACUACCACAGCCACAGCACCUGUGGUUACGAUUAGUACUACUACUCCCGAAAUAACGACGUCAGAAUUUUCCAGCACUACCUCAGCCACAGCAUCUGUGGUUACGAAAAGUAAAAGCACUCCUGAAAAAACGACGUCAGAAGCGUCCGGCACUACCUCAGCCACAGCUCCUAGGGUUACGGCUAGUACCACUAGUCAUGAAAUAACGACGUCAGAAAGCUUCAGCACUACCUCAGCCACAGCACCUGUGGUUACCACAAGCACUACUACUCCUGAACUAACGACGUCAGAAGCCUCCAGCACUACCUCAGCCACAGCACCUGUGGUUACGACUAGUAGUACUGCUCCUGAAAUAACGACGUCGGAAGCCUCCAGCACUACCACAGCCACAGCACCUGUGGUUACGACUAGUACUACUACUCCCGAAAAAACGACGUCAGAAGCCUCCAGCACUACCUCUACCACAGCACCUGUCGUCACGACUAAAACUACUACUUCUGAAAUAACGACGUCAGAGGCCUCCAGCACUAUCUCAGCCACAGCACCUGUGGUUGCGACUAGCACUACUACUCCUGAAAUAACGACGUCAGAAGCCUCCAGCACUACCUCAGCCACAUCACCUGUGGUUACGACUAGUAGUACUGCUCCUGAAAUAACGACGUCGGAAGCCUCCAGCACUACCUCAGCCACAGCAUCUGUGGUUACGACUAGUACUACUACUCCCGAAAAAACGACGUCAGAAGCCUCCAGCACUACCUCAGCCACAGCACCUGUCGUCACGACUAAAACUACUACUUCUGAAAUAACGACGUCAGAGGCCUCCAGCACUACCUCAGCCACAGCACCUGUGGUUACGACUAGCACUACUAAUCCUGAAAGAACGACGUCAGAAGCCUCCAGCACUACCUCAGCCACAGCACCUGUGGUUGCGACUAGUACUACUACUCCUGAAAAAACGACGUCAGAAAGCUCCAGCACUACCUCAGCCACAGCACCUGUGGUUACCACAAGCACUACUAUUCCUGAACUAAUGACGUCAGAAGCCUCCAGCACUACCUCAGCCACAGCACCACCUGUGGUUACGACUAGUAGUAAUGCUCCUGAAAUAACGACGUCGGAAGCCUCCAGCACUACCUCAGCCACAGCACCUGUGGUUACCACAAGCAUUACUACUCCUGAACUAUUGACGUCAGAAGCCUCCAGCACUACCUCAGCCACAGCACCUGUGGUUACGGCUAGUACUACUACUCCUGAAAUAACGACGUCAGAAGCCUCCAGCACUACCUCAGCCACAUCACCUGUGGUUACGACUAGUACUACUACCCCUAAAAUAACGACGUCAGAAGUCUCCAGCACUACCUCAGCUACAGCACCUGUGGUUACGACUAGUAGUACUGCUCCUGAAAUAACGACGUCUGAAGCCUCCAGCACUACCUCAGCCACAGCACCUCUGGUUACGACUAGUACUACUACUCCUGAAAUAACGACGUCAGAAGCCUCCAGCACUACCUCAGCCACAUCACCUGUGGUUACGACUAGUACUACUACCCCUGAAAUAACGACGUCAGAAGUCUCCAGCACUACCUCAGCUACAGCACCUGUGGUUACGACUAGUAGUACUGCUCCUGAAAUAACGACGUCGGAAGCCUCCAGCACUACCUCAGCCACAGCACCACCUGUGGUUACGACUAGUAGUAAUGCUCCUGAAAUAACGACGUCGGAAGCCUCCAGCACUACCUCAGCCACAGCACCUGUGGUUACCACAAGCACUACUACUCCUGAACUAUUGACGUCAGAAGCCUCCAGCACUACCUCAGCCACAGCACCUGUGGUUACGGCUAGUACUACUACUCCUGAAAUAACGACGUCAGAAGCCUCCAGCACUACCUCAGCCACAUCACCUGUGGUUACGACUAGUACUACUACCCCUGAAAUAACGACGUCAGAAGUCUCCAGCACUACCUCAGCUACAGCACCUGUGGUUACGACUAGUAGUACUGCUCCUGAAAUAACGACGUCGGAAGCCUCCAGCACUACCUCAGCCACAGCACCUCUGGUUACGACUAGUACUACUACUCCUGAAAUAACGACGUCAGAAGCCUCCAGCACUACCUCAGCCACAUCACCUGUGGUUACGACUAGUUCUACUACCCCUGAAAUAACGACGUCAGAAGUCUCCAGCACUACCUCAGCUACAGCACCUGUGGUUACGACUAGUAGUACUGCUCCUGAAACAACGACGUCGGACGCCUCCAGCACUACCUCAGCCACAGCACCUGUGGUUACGACUAGUACUACUACUCCCGAAAAAACGACGUCAGAAGCCUCCAGCACUACCUCAGCCACAGCACCUGUCGUCACGGCUAAAACUACUACUUCUGAAAUAAUGACAUCAGAGGCCUCCAGCACUACCUCAGCCACAGCACCUGCGGUUACGACUAGCACUACUAAUCCUGAAAGAACGACGUCAGAAGCCUCCAGCACUAUCUCAGCCACAGCGCCUGUGGUUGCGACUAGUACUACUACUCCUGAAAUAAAGACGUCAGAAAGCUCCAGCACUACCUCAGCCACAGCACCUGUCGUCACGACUAAAACUACUACUUCCGAAAUAACGACGUCAGAGGCCUCCAGCACUACCUCAGCCACAGCACUUGUGGUUACGACUAGUAGAACUGCUCCUGAAAUAACGACGUCGGAAGCCUCCAGCACUACCUCAGCCACAGCACCUGUCGUCACGACUAAAACUACUACUUCUGAAAUAACGACGUCAGAGGCCUCCAGCACUACCUCAGCCACAGCACCUGUGGUUACGACUAGCACUACUAAUGCUGAAAUAACGACGUCAGAAGCCUCCAGCACUACCUCAGCCACAGCACCUGUGGUUGCGACUAGUACUAUCAAUCCUGAAAAAACGACGUCAGAAAGCUCCAGCACUACCUCAGCCACAGCACCACCUGUGGUUACGACUAGUAGUAAUGCUCCUGAAAUAACGACGUCGGAAGCCUCCAGCACUACCUCAGCCACAGCACCUGUGGUUCCGACUAGUAGUACUGCUCCUGUAAUAACGACGUCGGAAGCCUCCAGCACUACCUCAGCCACAUCAGCUGUGGUUACGACUAGUACUACUACUUCCGAAAAAACGACGUCAGAAGCCUCCAGCACUACAUCAGCCACAGCACCUGUGGUUACGACUAGUACUACUACUUCCGAAAAAACGACGUCAGAAGCCUCCAGCACUACAUCAGCCACAGCACCUGUGGUUAAGACUAGUACUACUACUCCCGAAAAAACGACGUCAGAAGCCUCCAGCACUACCUCAGCCACAGCACCUGUCGUCACGACUAAAACUACUACUUCUGAAAUAACGACUUCAGAGGCCUCCAGCACUACCUCAGCCACAGCACCUGUGGUUACGACUAGCACUACUAAUCCUGAAAGAACGACGUCAGAAGCCUCCAGCACUACCUCAGCCACAGCACCUGUGGUUGCGACUAGUACUACUACUCCUGAAAAAACGACGUCAGAAAGCUCCAGCACUACCUCAGCCACAGCACCUGUGGUUACCACAAGCACUACUACUCCUGAACUAAUGACGUCAGAAGCCUCCAGCACUACCUCAGCUACAGCACCACCUGUGGUUACGACUAGUAGUAAUGCUCCUGAAAUAACGACGUCGGAAACCUCCAGCACUACCUCAGCCACUGCACCUGUGGUUACGACUAGUAGUACUGCUGCUGAAAUAACGACGUCGGAAGCCUCCAGCACUACCUCAGCCACAGUACCUGUGGUUACGACUAGUACUAUUACUUCCGAAAAAACGACGUCAGAAGCCUCCAGCACUACAUCAGCCACAGCACCUGUGGUUACGACUAGUACUACUAUUCCUGAAAUAACGACGUCAAAAGCCUCCAGCACUACCUCAGCCACAGCACCUGUUGUUACGACUAGUACUACUCCUGAAAUAACGACGUCAGAUGUCUUCAGCACUACCUCAGCCACAGCAUCUGCGGUUACGACUAUUACUACUACUCCUGAAAUAACGACGUCAGAAGCCUCCAGCACUACCUCAGCUACAGCACCUGUGGUUACGACUAGUACUACUACUCCUGAAAUUACGACGUCAGAAGCCUCCAGCAUAACCACAGCCACAGCCCCUGUGGUUACGACUAGUACUACUACUCCUGAAAUAACGACGUCAAAGACCUCCAGCACUACCUCAGCCAUGCCUGUGACGACUAGUGCGACUACUCCUCAAGUUACGGCACCAGAGACUUCCAGUACUAGUUCAGCCACACAUGUGAUUACGACUACUGCGACUACUCCUGAAUUAACGACGUCGAAAACCUCCAUCACUACGUCAUCCACACCUGUGACGACUAUUGCGACUACUCCUCAAGUGACGACACCAGAGACCUCCAGCACUACCUCAGCCACACAUGUGAUUACGACUACUCCUGAAUUAACGACGUCAAAGACCUCCAGCACUACGUCAGCCACACCUGUGACGACUAUUGCGCCUACUCCUCAAGUUACUACACCAGAGACCUCCAGCACUACCUCAGCCACACAUGUGAUUACGACUACUGCGACUACUCCUGAAUUAACGACGUCAACGUCAAAGACCUCCAGCACUACGUCAGCCACACCUGUGACGACUAUUGUGACUACUCCUCAAGUUACGACACCAGAGACCUCCAGGACUACCUCAGCCUCACAUGUGAUUACGACAGCUGCGACUACUCCUGAAUUAACGACGUCAAAGACCUCCAGCACUACGUCAGCCACACCUGUGACGACUAUUGCGCCUACUCCUCAAGUUACGACACCAGAGACCUCCAGCACUACCUCAGCCACACAUGUAAUUACGACUACUGCGACUACUCCUGAAUUAACGGUAUCAAAGACCUCCAGCACUACGUCAGCCACACCUGUGACGACUAUUGUGACUACUCCUCAAGUUACGACACCAGAGACCUCCAGGACUACCUCAGCCUCACAUGUGAUUACGACAACUGCGACUACUCCUGAAUUAACGACGUCAAAGACCUCCAGCACUACGUCAGCCACACCUGUGACGACUAUUGCGCCUACUCCUCAAGUUACGACACCAGAGACCUCCAGCACUACCUCAGCCACACAUGUCAUUACGACUACUGCGACUACUCCUGAAUUAACGGUAUCAAAGACCUCCAGCACUACGUCAGCCACACCUGUGUCGACUAUUGCGCCUACUCCUCAAGUUACGACACCAGAGACCUCCAGCACUACCUCAGCCACACAUGUCAUUACGACUACUGCGACUACUCCCGAAUUAACGACGUCAACGUCAAAGACCUCCAGCACUACGUCAGCCAUACCUGUGACGACUAUUGCGACUACUCCUGAAUUAACGACAUCAAAGACCUCCAGCACUACGUCAUCCACAACACCCAUGAGAACAUCAACUCCUUGGUGGAUGCAAAAGACAACUCCAUGGCCAAAAAAACGGGAAGUGGAGAGACUUCAACCUGGUAUUCCGAUUCAUUCCCCAACCUACUCUCCAAACAGAAGAAUGGAUGUUGAUGAGAAGAAGGGAUCCACUGUCGCCGAUGCUUUGGAGGAGCUGAGAAAGAAAUUGUUCCUCGGAGGCAGAAGACAAAGCUUGUUGUCUAGGAAAGGGCAAAUUUUCUAA